This is a messenger RNA of Anisakis simplex (herring worm), 351 nucleotides long. The record is from the annotation of a GenBank genome assembly. Lineage: Eukaryota; Metazoa; Nematoda; Chromadorea; Rhabditida; Anisakidae.
GUUCUUCAUAAACUGGAUACGGCAUGCAGUGAAACGUCGGCCAGAAAUGAGGAUCAGUGGACGAAGAGGAACGAGCCGAGAGUUACGACCGUCUUGAGUCAACGACGACUCGCAAAUGCGAGCGCAUCAUCGAAGAAGAACACUGAAGAAAUGGAACCGCUGAAAGCAACGGCUGUUAAGAGACUCACUCUAGAUUGCUUUGAACAAGACUCAUCUUUCCUCAAACUCCAAGAUUGGUGGCUUAGUUUAAAGCUAGAGCAAAAAAUCUUGCGUAUCUGCCUGAUCCAGCAGAGACGGCUUGCCGUCUCGUAUACGGAUUGGGCUCGAAGCAUGAUAACAUGCCUCACCUAA